Messenger RNA from Chelonoidis abingdonii (Abingdon island giant tortoise), 1072 nucleotides. Its product is annotated as C-signal-like. Gene Ontology annotation, molecular function: oxidoreductase activity. Lineage: Eukaryota; Metazoa; Chordata; Testudines; Testudinidae. Gene Ontology annotation, cellular component: cytoplasm. The record is from RefSeq and is a predicted model, not a curated record.
GCCUGCAGAGCAGGGUCCGUGACAGCUGAGGGAGCAUGCCGGGGCUCAACGUCCGCAGCGUUCUGGUGACCGGAUCCAACCGGGGAAUCGGGCUGGAGCUGGUGAAGCAGCUACUGGGGAAGUCAAACCCACCACAGUGGGUCUUUGCCACCUGCCGGGACCCAGAGGGAGCACGAGGACAGGAGCUGCAGAAUCUGGUUUCCAAACAUCCGAACCUGGUGAUGGUGAAACUAGAUGCCGUGAAUCCAGCGAGCAUUGAGGAAGCAGCCCGGAGGGUUGAGGAGCAGCUGGACAGCUUGGGCCUGAACCUGGUCAUAAAUAACGCUGGCAUUUUCUCCGACGUGUCUCUGGCAAUGGUGGAUUCUGAAGAGAUGCUGGAUGCCUACAAGACUAACGUGGUUGGGCCAUUGUUGGUGGGCCAGGCGUUCCUGCCCUUGCUGAAGAAGGCUGCCCAGGGAAGUAGCCAGAAAGGGCUGAGCUGCAGCAAGGCAGCCAUUGUCAACAUCUCUUCUGUUCUGGGAUCCAUCGAGAGAGUCCCUGAGAUUUUGACCAAGCCAGCUAUCUCCUACCGCUGCAGCAAGGCCGCUGUCAACAUGCUGACCCGAUGCCAGGCACUGACCUACGCAGAGGACGGGAUUCUGUGCGCUGCAGUUCACCCUGGCUGGGUGCAGACAGACAUGGGCACCCAAGAGGCCGACCUGCCCGUGGACAAAAGCGUGCAGGGGAUUCUCGCCGUGCUUCCUGCCCUCUCCGAGAAACACAGUGGGAGCUUCUGGAGCUGGGAAGGGAAGACUAUUCCCUGGUGAGAGAGCAGCACGGUACGUGGACUGAGAGCACAGGUGCUGGGUGCCAGAAGCCCUGCAGCCCGAGAGGGGAGGCCAUGACCGCAGGUGGUGCUCAGCUGCACAUGCUCCAUUGAAUCUGUUUAAGUGGUUGCAGAGCCAAGGUCACUGAGUAGAAAUCCCUUUGUUUGUAAAGGCACCGGUGGGUUCCAUACAGUCAGUGUGAUCCGCAGAUGGGGCCAUGAGCUUCCUGUAGCUCAGUCUCUAAUAAAUACCCUGAGACACAGACA